Molecule: messenger RNA, 3037 nt
Organism: Chiroxiphia lanceolata (lance-tailed manakin)
Lineage: Eukaryota; Metazoa; Chordata; Aves; Passeriformes; Pipridae
Gene: TMEM263
Product: transmembrane protein 263
Exons: 5
Coding region: 303-653 (116 amino acids)
Source: RefSeq, a predicted model, not a curated record
CUGCGGGCGCCGGCAGGGCGGGCGGCGGCGGGCGCCACGUCGGCAGCGGGGACGGGCGGACGAGUGAAGUCUGAGCGGAGCCCGGGCUGAGCGAGCCGUGACCGCCGCGCGGUGUAUGCAGAAUACUUUUGUGGAAACAACUAACUAGAAAUCUUCACAAAGGAAUAUAUUUGCAGGAAGUGCAAACAGGAACCUCUUUAGGAUACACUGCAGUCUUCCUGUGAUCAGGGGGCUCUGAUAUAAAGUGGGACAUAGGAGCCUGGAUCUUAAUUGACAAAGGAGGCAUUGAAUUGUAGGCAAUAAUGAAUCAAACGGACAAAAAUCAACAGGAAGUCCCAUCCUACCUUCAUGAUGAACCACCAGAAGGUUCACUAAAAGACCACCCGCAGCAGCAGCCUGGGGUGCUUUCUCGUGUGACUGGUGGCCUCUUCAGUGUCACAAAAGGAGCUGUUGGUGCCACAAUUGGGGGUGUUGCUUGGAUUGGAGGGAAGAGCUUGGAAAUUACCAAAACAGCGGUCACAUCUGUGCCUUCAGUGGGAGUGGGUCUAGUCAAAGGAAGUGUUUCUGCUGUAGCUGGAGGCGUUACAGCUGUAGGAUCUGCUGUUGCAAGUAAAGUGCCUUUAACAGGAAAGAAAAAAGAUAAAUCUGACUAAAACCAAAACUGAGACGUACUCAAUUCUCCAAUUACAUCAGUGGCAUUAAAAUCUGCUAAGAUUGGGACCAUGAGAAGCCAUGUGUCUUAGACACUUUAUCUUCCAACGAGUUGUGCAAGUAACUCGAUUUCAUCUGAAAAGGACAGAAGAAGCUUGGUUAGCACAGCGUAAGAAGAUUUAUUAGAGCCUAGAUUGAAGCUUUGUAUCUGGUGAAAUGUUACACUUGAUAACUAUAGAAGUGAGUAAGUGUAUCUGAAGGAAUAAUACAUAUUUGAAUAUUCAUUUACUGUAAGUCUUCUGCAGUUUUGGACUAAAAUGUGAACAUAGAAACCUGGUCAUCUCUGCUGUACCAUUGAUACAAUGAGAUGCCAAUUCCUGUUCUCAGUGGUUUCCACAUGCUCCUGCUAAGGAUCCUUCAGCUGUGUGAAGGCAUUGUUGGAUAUACCCAAACAGUCUUGGUUAUGAACCUGUAUUUUUAGGCAGCCUGUAAACUAUCCCUGACAACAUUCCGCCAGUGCAGACUGGAGCAAAUAGAACUGAAAGUGUGCAGAAAUUGGAAAUGAGUGGGAGAUAGAAGUGAAAAAGAUUGACAACAUGGUAGAAGAGAUCACAAAGAGUUAACUAACUUAAUGCCUUAUUAGAAAAAAUAUCUUUACUAGGUGAAGCUGUGUAAAGAACUGUCCUGUCAUUUCAGUGCAGUUCACAGAAUGAGCUUUAGACUCUUUACAAAUCCUGAUAUCUGAAGCUUUUUGUCAGUUUUUACUGAAAAUAUUAUUGCUCCAUCUCAGGUGUAUUUAAUGAUAUUCAUCUAUCUCCUGCAAGUGAAAACUUGCUUCUAAUAAACUUUUUAUAGACACUAGAAAAAAAGAUGGCUUAAUGGAAACUGGGCUGAUGUUUGUGGCUAUCUAGCACAACUGUCUUACUUGCUGGAAAUUCCUUUGUAUAGUUGGAAACCACUGAAGAAUUAGCAAAGCUGUUGUCUCAACUCCAUGAUGUGCCAGGUUGGCUUCUUGCUCUGUUCAAGCAAAUGCAAGGAAUUUUUCACUACAUCUCUUUCUCAUACUUUACAUUUUGAUUUUUGAGUAAAAUGUAAUACUUUUAUUUAAAACAAACCAAAAAAGGUAGAUGAGGCCUUAAAAAAAAAAGAGAAAGAAACAUCAUUCCAGUAAUUUGUAUACUGACAGAUUCCAAAUAUUGACACACCUCAAAUGGGAACAUCUGUAGGUCCUCUGCAACGUGUGAGGCAAAAUGCACUUGUAAAGACACAGCUUGAGGUUGCCUUAAAAUAGAAGCUGUUGAUGAUCUUUUAUUUGUGUACUGACUUUGCAAAUAAGUAACCUCUUUAGAAGCCCAUAGAAGGUGUCUGUUCAUGUCAUGUAUGCAGUAUUUUCUACAAACUUGUGUUCCUAUGGAGAACUUGUAAGCUUACUUUUCCAGUGUCUGUGGUUGUACUAGAAGGAUAUAUGGGGAGACUUUUUAAAAAUGAAAAAAAAAAAGAAACAUAUCGCUCGUCUAAAACUUAGUCCUCUGUUCGUGGUUGUCAAAUGUACACUAUGUCUAAAUUAUGGUACAGUAGUCACCCAAUCUCUCUGAGCCAUUGGUACUUCAGCUGCACUCUGUAACUAACAACUUUAUUUUAUAUCAGUAAUUGUGGGUGUUGGAAGCAUGAUACUCAUAAGCAUGGGAACUUGGGGUGCUGGGAAGAGCAUCUGCCCCUUCUGUUAGAUGCACCAGCUGCUUAGUUCUGAUCUGCUGCAAGGGUGUAACAAGGUAAGUUUAUGCAACAACCUGAAGAGUUCAACUGGCUUUUAUAGUCAAAAGCUAAUUGCAUAGAGUGUAGUAUGGUUUAAGGGUACCAGUUAGCUCUAGAAAUGAGCUAGCCUGGGUAUCCAAGGCAAUCUAGCUGCAGCAUAUAAUUUAGUAUGGUCUGCUCCUCUGCAGUUUCCAAUGUAGCCAUAUCCCCAGAGUGCUGCCACUGAACUCGUAAGAGCCACAGUGGUAUUUGUGACACCAAACUAAACCCUUCCUGAUAGUUUUCUGAAAACAUGAAUGUUGAACUGAUCAUACCCAUUUUUUUAAAUUAUAUUCUUUAAUUGUUAAACUAUGAAACUUGCAGCAAAACAAGUGUGGUCUGAGAUAAACAAUGUUAGAUCUGUAAAGAGCUGCCGACACUUCAUUAUGUUUUGUUCAUAACAUAUCCUGUAGCUAUUGCUUCUGAGUCUUGUAACUGAAACACUUACAUGGCAUAUGGUUUUAGUUUUCAAAGAGCUUUGUCCUAUAUCCUGUGUAUUUUCCAUUCACUUACGAAAUUUGCUUGAUCUUAAGAACUUGGCCCGAUUCUGUCCUGGCACUUGUGAAACAUUAAAUUGUUGCCGUUUCAGACA